Boeremia exigua is the source of this 6813-nucleotide messenger RNA. RefSeq lists its product as uncharacterized. Gene Ontology annotation, molecular function: metal ion binding; 1-phosphatidylinositol-3-phosphate 5-kinase activity; ATP binding. Gene Ontology annotation, cellular component: fungal-type vacuole membrane; endosome membrane. Gene Ontology annotation, biological process: phosphatidylinositol phosphate biosynthetic process. The record is from RefSeq and is a predicted model, not a curated record. The coding region runs from base 276 to 6749 and encodes 2157 amino acids. NCBI's taxonomy places the organism in Eukaryota, Fungi, Ascomycota, Dothideomycetes, Pleosporales, Didymellaceae. The transcript has a single exon.
CGAGCAGGCUCUCGCUCAACGGCUCCAAGACCUCCCUGCACACCACGCGCUCACGCCCUUCCAUCGCCACCGGCAUCGAGCCCGCCCGUCCGCUCCGGGACGACGACUCCUUCGCCCACAGCCCCGUGAGCACCCACUCGCGCGUGCAGAGUGUCUCGGCCUUUGACCUGCCCAAGAAUGGCUCCGUCAAAGACUUUGCCCCGCCCGCUCCAAGCUCGCGCUCGCCGCGCUUCGCCCCGGUCCGCGACCCCAGCCUGCACCGCAAGCGGAGCAACAUGGAGUAUGGCGCCCACGACAGCGACGACACGGAAGACGACAUGGUCGUUGUGGAUGGCGACAAGCCUGUCGACACGACCGGCUACAAAUACCCCUCGGAUGCCGUCCGUGACAGCCCCAACUUCCGAUCCGACGACCAGUUCCAGUCACCUCGCCUGCCGCCCGCCAACCCCCACCACCAAUCUGACAACGGCUCCGAAGAUACCGAGAAGCCCCACGUCACUGCCAGCGCUCGAACGCCCGUCAUUGCCCCGGAGCCACAGCGUCCGCCACUGCUCAAGGUCGGCCCUUCACAUUUGCCCGGCUUCCAGACCUCGCGGACGUCUUCCUCCGAUGGCAUCAGCUCCGUCAUCACCACCUCAACCAUGCGCGCCCCAACCGUCCCUCCCAUCCGAGAGAUCCAGCGCCAGGCCCAUGCAAGUCCUGCGGUCAAUAGCAUGCCACGCAGCGCCUUUACGCAAAUGCGCAGGAAGAUACUGGACCGCGAGUUCUGGAUGAGAGACGAGAACGCAAAGGACUGCUUCAACUGCGGAGAUGCCUUUACCACUUUCCGACGAAAGCACCACUGUCGCACCUGUGGCCAAAUCUUCGAUUCCAAGUGCACCUCCAUCGUCUCGGGCAAGCUGUUCGGCCAGCCAGGCAAUCUGCGAGUGUGCAAGCCUUGCGAGAAUAUCAUUUACGGCCACGACGACGACUCCUCUGACUAUACAGACGAAGGAGACCAAGCCUCCGUUUACGACAACAGCAACCAGGUCGAGGAUUUUGAUCACGACGAUGACGACGCGAGUCACCAGCAACACGAUCACACAAAGAUCGGCACUCCGACCAUCAGCAUACCCAUGUCACGGAAGAGCGGGAGUGAGAAGAAGCGCCGAUCACACAUCAUCGAAGUCGGCACUCAGACCCUUGCCAGGCCAAGCUCGUCACGGUCGUUGCGAUCGCUUAGUGGCAGGCCGCGCUCGUCAAGCCAUAAACGCCAUCACUCCAAACACCAACACAUGCGUCACGUCAAACACGAUGAUCGAGCGCCAUUUCACCAGUACCUUCAUGAGACCACUAGAAGCCACACAAGCUUGCCUGCAUUCCAUCAUGACAACAUUAUCGACCCCGACCUUGCGCCCUUCAUGUCAGACGACAACUCCAGCGAGGAGGAGCAUCCAAGCAUUUUUGCAGCCUUGGAUACAGAUACGUCUGCAGGCACUGGUCUCGAGGGCGAUAAAAGUGGAUUUGGUAGUCUUUUCGCAGCAAUGAAAAAGGGCAAGUCGCGUUCAGGAGAAAAGGGCGGUCCUGCGCGUGAUAGUGAUAAUGUGAGCAUCGCAAGCCGACACGGUGCACGACCACCAAGGCGGCGGAACAUGAGCGUCAGUAGCAUUACACACCGGCCCUCACCACGACGAGCCAAGAGCCAAAACCUGCUGCGUCCCUUCACCGCAGGCCUUGGUGCAGUCGGGUUGGGUUCCCAGUCCGGCACUCCACAGCUCCGGCCAUCUCCUUCCCCAACCCCACCAGGCACAAAGAUAACGCGCAGUGCUUCCAUGCAGGGCGGUAUAUUCCCCAAGGUCGAGCUCAACAAAGCCAGCCUUGACCAUGCCCGGAAACUCCUCACGCAAAUGCUGCGCGACGCAGGCGUUGCGCAUGUGUCUAGCUGGGAGAAGGCUCUUAUUCCAAUCCUGCGGCAAUGCACCGAUGAUGUCAACCCAGAUGUGGAUAGGGGCGAUGACAUUGAUGUGCGGAAUUACAUAAAGCUGAAAAAAAUCCCAGGCGGCAGACCUCGCGACACAGCAUACGUGUCAGGUGUGGUUUUCUCAAAAAAUGUUGCCCUCCGCAGUAUGCCACGUACCAUAUCCAGCCCAAGGAUCAUAAUCAUAACCUUUGCGAUUGAAUAUGCUCGACAUCAGGCGCACUUCAUGAGCUUGGAGCCUGUCAUCGCACAAGAGCGAGAGUAUUUGCGCAAUCUGGUCAGCCGUAUCGCAGCUCUUCGCCCGCACGUCCUACUGGUGCAGCGCAAUGUCUCUGGCCUUGCGCUCGAGUUUCUUGAUCAGGAGGGUAUCGCUGUGGUUUACAACGUUAAGCCCACCGUGCUGAAUGCUGUUGCAAGAUGUACGCAAUCGCGAAUGAUCUCAUCCGUGGAUAAGCUUGCGAUAGACCCAUCGCACUUGGGACGUUGCGGUAGCUUCGAUGUGCGCACAUAUGUUCAUGGACACACAAAGAAGACAUAUAUAUAUCUGUCUGGGUGCCAGAAAGAUCUGGGCUGUACCAUCAUCUUGCGAGGUGCAGAGAACGACGACCUGGUCAAGUUGAAGCGCGUCACCGAGUUUAUGAGUUAUGUCGUGUAUAACCUUCGCCUCGAAACCUGUCUCAUGCGAGAUGAAUUUGUUGAUACGCCGACGGAAUCGGUCGUGGACCCAAAUGCUCUAGACAAUGAGGAGCGCAAAGAAAACAUGACCACCGCAAUCGCUCUUGCAGCCGGAAUCGAAGCACCAUCCGACGGUGUAACAGCGACGGGAGAUGCCGCCCCAUCGUACUACAGCGAUCUGGUAGAGAACCACCGCACAAAAGUGCUUUCCUCGUCGCCAUUUGUAAAGUUCAUGCAGCCGUAUCUUCUGGAACAGGCUCGUCAAUACGAGAGAAAGCUGCAUCAUCUCCGAGGGAAGAAGGAUCAGUAUAACGCUGGAUCGGACGAAGAGGAAGGGGCUCCAGACCAGAAGUUUGAGCUUGUCCAGCCGGAGAUGGUCCAUGGCGUUGUCGAGAAGGCCUCGAAACCAGUCCGUGAAUUCCUGUCUGCUGUCCACGCAUCCGAGUAUGACAAAGCUCUCCACAACUAUGAGACGCAGAAACGGCAAUGGGAAGCAUAUCUAUCCGGAAACACGGAUCUAUAUGAUCCUUUCAGCCAUCAAAAGAUCGCAGUUCUGUACAGCGUGGUCAACACCACCACCUCGACGCCUUGCAUUGGCCCCGAGAUCAUCGCCCUAGGGUUCUACCAGGAGCACGACUAUGACGACGGGUUCACCCCUGACUGCACUCUUGGCCAGUACGUUGAGGAUCUCUGCACAUCCGCAGGCAUCGUUUGCGAAGUUGACGGGUGCAACCGUAGAAUGGUAGAUCACUCGCGUCAGUAUGUGCAUGGCGAGGGCCAAAUGACCGUCGUUGUCCAGAAACAUCCUCCCAAGUUGAAGGGUCUGUACCAGGCGAUAUUGAUGUGGAGCGCUUGCAGGAUAUGCAGCCAGGAAACGCAACCUAUUCCCAUGUCUGAGUGGACCUGGAAGUAUUCCUUUGCCAAGUACCUAGAACUGACUUUCUGGAGCACCCAACUGCAUCCCCGCUCGGGCGUUUGUUCUCACGAUAUUCACAAGGAUCACGUACGUUACUUUGGCUACAACAACGUUGCGCUCCGCAUUCAGUAUGAUCCGGUACCAAUGUACGAGGUCAUCGUUCCAAGGCCAAACAUCACCUGGAAAGUGGACAAAGACCUGAAGCUCAAAAACGAACAAUACCUGAAAAUUGAAGAGCGCUUGGACUGUUUCAUGGCCUCGGUGCGUUCUCGCAUAAGGAGCAUCCACGUGGAGAGUGUCAUCCCCGAAAAGGUCGAAGCGUGUACAGCCGAGGUUGAACGCUUGAUCAAGCGCGUAAACGACGAGCACGAAUUCCUUCGGCACAAAUUACAGGACAAGUAUAUGAAUUCCAAGUACUACGAGAUCAUCCCACUCAACCGCGCCAUUCGUGCGAUACAAGAAAGAGCCAUCGCCUGGGAUGAGGCUUUUGUCGAUUUUGAACAAAUGUUCUUUCCAUCGGAGAAAGACAUUCGAAGACUCGCCACCCUACAGCUGAAGAAGCUGUUCCUUGAGCGCGACGAGUCUAGCACAUCGUUGACUUCAGUAGACGAAGGCGUAGAGUCCGGUGAUGACGAGCCUGGGUACGACGACAAAGACGAAUCACUAGCGCUGACUCCGAUGCCAUCAAACAUGUCCCCCGAAAAGGCGACCGACAUGCUGACCUCCGUGGUGAAAGAAGAUGGCGAUCAACCCUUGGACGCAGACGCCACUCCUCUAGCAGAACGACCGUCGACACCCGUCAAAGUCAUCCCUGACCAGCCGAUACAAGCACCGCGCGAGGCUGUAGAGCGAGAAGAUGUGCGACACCUCGACCUCGCCGUAUCGUCAGAUUUCCCUAGUGGUGCAGCAAAUGUUGACCAGCCUCCUCAAACGCCAACACUGUCUCCAGAUGGCACGCAAAUCGAUCCUGGGUCCCCUACACCGACAAGCCAUCCAAAGAUAAACCCAAUCGACAAGUCAUUAGCGGAUGCCAUUGAAAACAUGCAAGGUUCACCGUCGCCAUCACCAUCUCCUCACAUGACACUGGAGAGUAAGAUUCCACGACUCGUAGAGACCAUCCGGCGUGAGACGCCGGCGAGGCCAGCCACGUUGGCACGUACUCAAUCGCAACCUGGUAACAUUCCGAAACAUCAGUCGACAGCUCCACCUAUCGUGCCUUGCAAACCAGAGGCCCUCCGCCCAACGUUCAACGAUUCGCAAAAAGCACUAGAACGCAUGACUGAGCGCUUACGGCUCGGCAUCUCGAAACAAAGAUCCGCGUCAAGGAUUCCUCGCUCCGUACCUUUCAAGACUCAAGCGUCCAAGGUGUCGAAGCUCGCUGAGCAUUUUGAGCAAUUGUCACGCGAAUUCCAGAAAGAGCGCACGCGCGAACGUUUCCGUGCAAGAGACAGACAAGUCCGCGCGUAUCCGCUUGCAUCAUCCAAGCCCAUCGUUGAGGUUUAUAAGGAUGUCCACGAUGCAGUUCAGGAGAACACAGCGUCCGAUGAGGACGUACAGACUGAAUCUCUCCCGCGUACAAGCGUUGACAACAGCACGCUUAACGAUAGUGCGAUCACAGAGACGAUAGACAAUAUUGCAACCCCCGAAUCGCCGGUUGAUGAACACCAUGGUGGGGACAUGGUGGACAUUCAAGCCGACAGCGAAGACUCGCCAAAGCCGGACAGUCACCCCGCUUCUGAUGCUGAGAACGACACAAGCGAUGUCGAGAUGGCUCCAGAGGAUGUUCCCUUGCCAGACAGCAUUUCCAGUUCGCAGCUACUCAACAUGAGCGACUCCCAGCUCGAUGCGUCGUUGGAACUCCCCAGGCAUGAAAAGACGACGCUACUGAAGAUGCUGACCAACUUUUGGUCAGAGCGCUCGGCAAGCGGGUGGGCGCCUCUGGAUUAUCCAUUUGCACAGAUCGAACACGUCUGGGAGGACUCAGACAUCAUUGUCCGUGAAGACGAGCCCAGCUCAAUCAUCGCACUAGCUCUUUCCAGCCCUGAUUACCUAGCCAAGCUGCAGUCUUUCCGCGACGAUCCAAAUGGCCUCGACAUGGAGUCCAUGGAAGGCUCAAUUGAGCGCAACCUACUCCACGACAAAAAUACCAAUAUUCGAUAUGGCUUCGCCAACCGCGGUGUCAAGGCGCAGUGCAAGAUCUUCUACGCUCAGUCUUUUGAUGCGCUUCGCCGGAAAUGUGGUGUCGCAGACCGCUUUGUCGAGUCUCUUUCGCGUUGCUCCAAGUUCGAGUCAAAAGGUGGGAAAUCCAAGUCGAUCUUCCUCAAAACUCUUGACGAUCGCUUCAUCCUCAAAUCUCUGUCGCCGAUCGAAGUCCAGGCAUUCUUCCGCUUCGCGCCCAAUUAUUUUGCCUUCACGCAUCAAAACCUGUUCAGGCAAUUACCAUCUGUCAUAGCAAAGAUGUUCGGCCUGUUCCAAGUUCAGAUAAAGACACCUACAGGCCGUGAUUUCGACUGGUUUAUGUUGGUCAUGGAGAACUUGUUUUACGACCGUGAACCCAACCGCCGCUACGACCUCAAAGGUAGCAUGCGAAACCGUAAGAUCCAGUCGACAGGCGAGCGCGACGAAGUCCUUCUUGACGAAAACCUCGUGGAUCUAAUCUACUCCGAAACCCCAAUCUUCGUGCGCGAGCACACCAAGAAGCUACUAAAAGCUAGUGUCUGGAACGAUACGCUUUUCCUGUCUCAGAACAACGUCAUGGACUACUCGCUCAUGGCUGGAUUCGACGAUGAUGAGCACGAAAUUAUCGUUGGUAUCAUCGAUUGCAUCCGCACAUAUACCUGGGACAAGAAGCUUGAGUCUUGGAUCAAAGACCGUGGCAAGAACAAACCCACCAUCACAUCACCCAAAGAUUAUCGCAACAGGUUCAGGAUUGCGAUGGAGAAGUAUAUCCUCCAGGCACCGAAUUGCUGGCAUCAAUUCGCCGGCAGACUGGCCGCUGGAGGAGAUCGAAGAAGACUGGUGCUUGAAAGCUCAAGUGCAGCCGGUCAAGGGCAUCAGAGGAAUGUCAGUGGAAGCACCAUUGGCGGCGGGGGGAGUGUUGGACACAGUAGAGGUGGCAGUCUAACGCAAAAGGGCGUAAUGGAGAGUAUGAACAACAUGGCAGAUGAGAUUGCUAGGGCGGAGGCGAGGAAGAUUAAGUAGUGAGCAUGAACUAGAUUCGAACAAGCAGUGUUAAGCAUAGCGGCGGCGCAAUAGCCUUCUCUAU